UCUCCCAUCAAAUUUUCACUCCAUGGAUUCUGCUCCAGAAUUCCAACAAAACAGGAUUCCAGUUUACGGCCUCCCCACUGAAUUCUUGCAGCCAGCUCUGCCACCGCCGGCGAAUUUAUAUCCUCUUACGCCUCUUACCUGCAGUAACCACGCAAUGGGAGCAAUGAAGGAGAUUAUAUAUGGCCUGGCGGCGCUGCAGCCGGUGCAAAUCAAUCUGGAUCUAGUGAAGGUGCGGCCACGGCGCAAUGUGAGGAUAUCGAAAGAUCCGCAGAGCGUGGCAGCGAGGCAGAGGAGGGAGCGUAUUGGCGAGCGGAUCCGGAUACUGCAGCAACUGGUGCCUGGGGGAACCAAGAUGGACACAGCAUCAAUGCUCGACGAAGCCAUUUGUUAUCUUAAGUUUCUCAAGGCGCAGGUGAGAAAAAUGGAGACGACCACCGCCGGAGGACAGAGGCGGGCCGCCGUGGCAAUUGCAGGUGGACAGGGACUGCGGUCGUAG
Messenger RNA from Dendrobium catenatum, 496 nucleotides. RefSeq names its product transcription factor HEC2. The record is from RefSeq and is a predicted model, not a curated record. The transcript has a single exon. Gene Ontology annotation, molecular function: protein dimerization activity; DNA-binding transcription factor activity. Lineage: Eukaryota; Viridiplantae; Streptophyta; Magnoliopsida; Asparagales; Orchidaceae. Gene Ontology annotation, biological process: regulation of DNA-templated transcription. Bases 23 to 496 code for a protein of 157 amino acids.